Molecule: messenger RNA, 1333 nt
Organism: Harmonia axyridis
Lineage: Eukaryota; Metazoa; Arthropoda; Insecta; Coleoptera; Coccinellidae
Product: protein mono-ADP-ribosyltransferase PARP12-like
Exons: 3
Coding region: 418-999 (193 amino acids)
Molecular function (GO): NAD+ poly-ADP-ribosyltransferase activity
Source: RefSeq, a predicted model, not a curated record
UAGGCGCACUAGAGCUUCGAGCCCUUGCUAUGAGUGGAACGCGCCAAAACGAAACUGUCAAAUUCAACGUAAACAAACCAGCGUUCUACAGCUGUCUCGUACUUUAUGCGAAGUAACGGUCUUCUUUCUCUCUCACACCUGUCAGGGCUCGAAGCCCGCAAAUGCGGGGGGUGCUUCAGGGGAAAGGGAAAGGUAACGCGAGGGCUCGACGCCCUGUUUAGUGGAACACUACAGCUCCUGACGUUGGCUGAAAAGCACCUAAUAUAUGUGUUUAUCUGUCACUUUGAGACCACAGAGAUUCUUAAGAUUACUCGAGGUUACUCUGUGAAAUUACUGUUCAAAGUAUUUUACACUAUCGAAGGAAAAACAGAAGUUAAAAAGUUUUUGAACUUACUUUGACAAAUUCUAACUACCAGAAUGCUCUACAAGGACAUGUUCAAUAAUUUACCUGAAUACUGGACUCCGAGGAAUUACACCAGACUGUAUGAUCCUUUGGUAGAAGUUCCAGUGUACUCGGAGGAGUACAGACAAAUUUUUGAUCAAUAUGAAAUUCAAGUGCAGCCGGGCCCUUUAUAUCGAAUACAAAAUCCACAUUUAUUCCACAAGUUUAUGCUGAAGAAAAAUGAUUAUGCCAUACGAGGUUCCUAUCAAAUUGUUGAUCUUUUUCAUGAUACAGUGCAGGCCAAUGUGAAUUCUAUCAUCACUUACAAUAUUGAUUGGAAAUAUGGGGAGAGGCAAAGAUAUGGACCUGGGGUCUAUUUCUCAACUUCUGCAUAUAGAGCCCACAAAAGGUCUAAUAAGAAUUUUGGCCCACAUAAAGCAAUGUUCUUGUUUGAUGUUCUAGUGGGUAGAAUUCAAUUGGCAAGAAAAGGAGAGUAUCUUCCGGAUUCUGGUUAUGAUACAGUGCUUUCAGAAGAUAGACAAACUUAUGUGAAGUAUUUUGACCAUGAAUAUUAUCCUAAGUAUGUGCUAUACUACACUGAAAGCACAGAUUAUUAAUUUUGAACGAGAGAGAGAACUCCUUGAAAUUAUACGAAAAAAUCAGACUGACAAAUAUCAGAUAAGUUUAAGUUAUCAUUUCUAUUUUGUUACUAUUUGGAUCUUCUCUGAAUUUUAUUCUAAGAUGAUGAAAUUUCUAUUUUUUCUUUGUUUUUCGUUAUCUGAAAAAAAAAUUUUCAUCCUUAUAUCUAUUUCAAUAUUAGUGUUAUUUAUUUUGUUAGGUAGUUAGAUAAGAAUAAAUAUUUUUGUUAUUAUAUAAUAAACAUUUUUAAUGUUCUGAAACAUGAUAUGUAAAGUUUGUGAUACAUGUUAUUUAAGGAUAAUAAAUUACUAA